CACGUCUUCUGCUCAAGAUGAGUCGACUGUAUGAUAGCAUAGAGCCCAAUGUAAUCGAUGACGAGAUGCUGCAGAAGGCCGUCGAGGAGCAAGGACCUCAAGAAGAAGCAGGCCUGCUGGCCAAAAGAGGCAUCAAUUUCAAAGAUGUCUUGGCGCUACAGCUUGAUUUUAGAAAUAUCCUGAAGAUUGACAACCUCUGGCAGUUCAAGAACCUGACAAAAUUGCAGUUGGACAACAACAUCAUUGAGAAGAUUGAGGCACUGGAUACUCUGGUUCAUCUGGUCUGGCUGGAUUUGUCCUUCAACAAUAUUGAAGUCAUUGAAGGCUUAGAUGCGCUCGUUAAAUUGCAAGAUCUUAGUCUGUACAACAACAGGAUUUCUAAGAUUGAGAAUCUGGACACGCUCCAAGAACUUCAAGUCUUCUCUAUAGGAAAUAAUAACAUACAAACUCUGGAAAAUGUGAUCUAUCUCAGGCAGUUCCAAAACCUGCGCACGUUGAACCUCACCGGGAACCCAGUGUGCGAAAAUGAAGUAUAUUCCGCAUUCAUCGCCGCUUAUCUCCCCGACCUUGUGUACCUGGAUUUUAGACUGGUAGAUGACAACUCGCGAGAGAUGGCCCUGAUAAAAUACCAGUAUGCCAUCGAGGAGAUGAGACAUGGGGAGACUCUGGCCAUGGCUAAGCAGCAGGUUCUGGAUGCCCAACAGAAACAGGUGGAAUAUCACAAGCGCGCUUACGUGGAGUAUCUGAAUGGAAGCUUCCUCUUUGACAGCAUGUUUGCAGACGAUCCUGAAGCAGCCAAACUGCUCUACCUCCCUGGAGUGCCAGAGCUACUGGAGAUAUACAAGUCUAAAUUUGUGGCCAUUUGCGAGAACCUGUUUGAGUACGGCCUGAAGCAAUACGAGAAGCGAGAGGCUGAGGUCGCCCUCUUCUAUGAGUGCCUCAACGAAGCCCUGGAAGACAACCACCAGCAGUGUUCCAAAAUCCUGCGGGACUUUGAAGAGAAGAAUCAUGGGGUGAUAGAUAUGAUUCAGAACCUCAGCGACAACCAAGUUAUAGAGAUCAAACUGGCUGAAUACAACUAUGAAAUCACAAAGCUCUCGGACGUGCUGAUGACUGAGGAGAUGCUGCUGGUUGAUCAGCUGGAGGAAGUGAUAAAGGAUUUCGAAAGGAACAUCGCUGACCUGGUGUCGAACUUUAUAGAAAACGAACAAGGAAUGAUGGCUCAGUGCCGGGAUCUAGAGAACCAGCACCACGAGAAGCUCCUGGAGAUAUCCGUCAACACACUGGAGAAAAUAGUGAAGAGCGAGUUUGAUGAGGAGAUGCCGGAUGACGUUCGUAUGCUUUUCGUGGACAAAGACACCAUUGUCAACGCCGUCAACGCCUCUCACGACAUUCACCUGCUGAAGAUUGACAACCGAGAAGACGAAAUUAUCACUAAAGCCAAUGGCUGGGCUUCCACACUGGUUGAGAAUGUUCACAAGACUGAAAUUCAAAGAAACCGAAGUCGUGUGUUGGAAAUUAACCAAUACGUUGACCAUCUCCGCAGUGAGCUGGACAACAUGGACAUUCUGGAGACGUAGCUGGCUUUCGACACUGAACUGCCCCUGCCCCCCCAUUUGGGGAUCUGUGACUUUCUGCUUGGGAAGUGAAUCCGCCUGGAGGUCUCCUACCUACUGAAAAGACACCCUAAAAAUAUUCCUUCCUUACUGGAAUGAAUCCUCUGCCCCUCCAACGUUUGAUGAUCAAAACAAGUAGACUAAAGCAGACAGUAAGGCAUUUAAAAGCAAAAGGAGUUGGCUUAAAUUGGUGCCUUGUAGUUAUAAAGCAAUUAUACAGGAAGUG
This is a messenger RNA of Podarcis muralis (Common wall lizard), 1842 nucleotides long. RefSeq names its product dynein regulatory complex subunit 3 (gene DRC3). Gene Ontology annotation, cellular component: cilium. Gene Ontology annotation, molecular function: protein binding. The record is from RefSeq and is a predicted model, not a curated record. Lineage: Eukaryota; Metazoa; Chordata; Lepidosauria; Squamata; Lacertidae.